Fomitiporia mediterranea MF3/22 is the source of this 456-nucleotide messenger RNA. RefSeq lists its product as uncharacterized. The record is from RefSeq and is a predicted model, not a curated record. The coding region runs from base 1 to 456 and encodes 151 amino acids. The transcript has 6 exons. Lineage: Eukaryota; Fungi; Basidiomycota; Agaricomycetes; Hymenochaetales; Hymenochaetaceae.
AUGCCUGAGUGGAAUUGCAAAUGUGUCCGCAAGAUGACGUCAACGCGCGCGGAUCAUGAAAACUUCCGACCGGUUUCACCAAACUCGACUGGCCGUCCGGUAUCUGCGCAGGUGCAGCUCAUCACUUGGCUUGAGGCGUAUCAAGACUGGGUUGAACUAUUACGCCGCCCAUCACAGCUCGGUUCGAGAAUCUCUAAUUCUCUUCCUGUAAGUCACAUCGAGAUCCGGUCAAGCUUUCCCGCCAUCUUGGGAGAUUGCGCUGUACAAUUCGGCUUGAGUGUAAUCUUCAAUAUCGGGAAUGAUCCCUCGGCAAUGGCACACCAAGCGCCCACGGUCCGAGAGUUAGACGUAUUCACGGUACUUCGCAGGGCUAAAUUGAGCUCCUCAGAUAACGUCGAUGACGCUACAAGCUUAUCUGCACAAAUGACUGUGGGAUGCGAACAAUCGAAAGUCUGA